Messenger RNA from Ambispora gerdemannii, 687 nucleotides. Lineage: Eukaryota; Fungi; Glomeromycota; Glomeromycetes; Archaeosporales; Ambisporaceae. The record is from the annotation of a GenBank genome assembly.
AAGCACCUGCAAAUCCGAAAAAUUUUAUAUACUUUACAUUUGCGGGUACCACUCAAACUUUUCAAUCAGGAUACCUUGGAAUAACUGAAUCGAGUAUCCAGGGCAUACUACACAUAAAAUCUUCAAUGUUAAAACACCCUUUGCUUGCAAAACAAAUAAUCGUUACGUUGACUUGUACUCAAUCUGCACAUUGGAAAUAUGGAAAAACUCGUCUUAUAAUUAGUUUAAAGACUCUUGAGUUAUCACAGAUACUUUUUUCUAGUGAUGCUCCUCAAUUAUUAAAUGAUUGUGAAUUUCCCUUUGUAUUUCAGUUGCCUGCCACAGCAACAGGUUCUUUUAAGACUAAUGCAUGUGAAAACACAUAUCGCCUUGAUGCUAAACUCAAACGUAAAAAGGUUAAAUGGUAUCAACUUUCGUCACGUUCAGAUUGGACAUUUCUGCCUGUAUUUUGGUAUGCUUUCCCAACUACAGAAAUGUAUCAACCGGCAAUUCUAUCAAAUGAUCCAAAUAACGAAAACCCAAAAAUUCAAUGGUCUUUUAGUCUACCCAAGAAACAUAUAGCACCAAACGAAGAGAUAAAUGCACGGUUAAAUGUUACUUUUCUGAAACCUGACGUAUCAAUUAAAUCAAUCGAGUAUAGUCUAAAAACUUACGCAUUUACUCAAUCUGGUGCACGGACAUUCACGG